Messenger RNA from Gastrolobium bilobum, 5379 nucleotides. RefSeq lists its product as uncharacterized. Gene Ontology annotation, molecular function: nucleic acid binding; RNA-DNA hybrid ribonuclease activity. NCBI's taxonomy places the organism in Eukaryota, Viridiplantae, Streptophyta, Magnoliopsida, Fabales, Fabaceae. The coding region runs from base 1 to 5379 and encodes 1792 amino acids. The record is from RefSeq and is a predicted model, not a curated record. Gene Ontology annotation, biological process: DNA integration. The transcript has 2 exons.
AUGCAACCUCCGUUCCCAGCAUGGUAUAAUCCAAAUUCUACUUGUAGAUAUCAUAUGGGAGUGGCAGGACAUUCCAUUGAAGAUUGUGAGGCCUUCAAAACAGCAGUAAGAAAGUUGAUUGCUUGCGGAAGAUUGGAUAUCCAAGAAGAGACUGGGCCUAAUAUUGUCAAUAACCCCAUCCCGAGUCAUGAAGGAAAGAAUCAGGUGAAUGCUAUAGAAACAGAGGAUACCGUGAUAAAGAAAGUUCUGAGUCUGCGUACACCCAUGUCGGGUAUAUGGGAGUGUUUAAAGAAAGCUGGUUAUGACAUCACGGUGCCAGGGCGUUUCAUGAAGGAUGAUGAAAAAUACGAUGAUGAGUCAAGUUGUGCGUACCACAAUGGACACACAGGACAUGAUAUUGAAAACUGCUGGGAUUUCAAAGUCCGAAUCCAAGGCUUGAUCGCAUUGGGUAUCAUACAGGCCAGGCGAAAGAAUGCUUUUCCUGAAGAGGUUAAUAUAGUAGAACGCUUUGUACUUCGGGUGCCACCUAUUAACAAGCAUCCUGUGCCUGAGAAAAUGGUCAUGAAAGUGAAGAAACCAACGCCUUUUUCUUAUAAUGAUACUCAUGCAGUACCGUGGAACUACGAGACAAGUGUUGAAGAAAUUGGAAACACCUCGAGAGCCAAUGUUGAUGAUACUCGCUCGGUGGAAGAAUCAAUGAACACAAUGAGAGUGGGGGAAGUCACGAGAAGCGGGAGAUUCUAUUGCCCGAAAGAACUAGAAAUGAAGAAAAAUGGAAAGGAAGAAGGAGGUGAAGGAAUCAUCAACAAUGAAAAGAAAGAAGGAAAAGAGGAAGAUGAGCUCUUAAAGAUCAUGAAGCAAAGUGAAUACGAUGUGAUGGAACAGUUGAAGAAAACUCCAGCUAGGAUAUCACUUCUGUCACUAAUCCUCUCAUCGGAAUCUCAUCGAAAGGCGCUCAUGAAUAUGUUGAGUGAGGCUUAUGUCAAGUCAGAUGUUACUCCUGAAAACGUGGUCAACAUGGUAGAUCCAGUGAAACAUGUUAACAUGAUCACAUUCUCAAAUGAUGAAGUUGUCUGUUCAUCGGAGAAAACCUCGAAAGCUCUGCAUAUAACGCUGAAAUGUAAAGGGUAUAUUAUAGCCAAGGUUUUGAUUGACGGAGGAUCAGCACUAAAUGUCCUACCACUGUCAACUUUGUCUCAGCUAUCGAUGAGCACGAAUGAUUUAACCCCUCAAGAGAUGAUUGUGCGAGCUUUUGAUGGUACAAAGAGAGGAAUCCUAGGGGAGAUAGUUUUACCCUUAGAGAUAGGCCCGAGUAAUUUUCAGGUUUUAUUCCAAGCCAUGGAUAUCGAACCUGCCUAUACCAUGCUCCUGGGUAGACCUUGGAUCCAUGCAGCAGGUGCUGUGCCUUCUACCCUGCAUCAAAAGGUCAAAUAUAUCGAGAAUGAGUUGAUUGUCACCAUCCAUGGAGAAGAAGAAAUCAUGGUUUCUAAACCGGUCUCGGUGCCGUAUGUUGAAGACACAGAUCCCAUAGAAGGAAAUGGGUGGCAUAGUUUUGAAGUUGUUGAAUCUAGUUGCAAAAAAGAUGAAUCACUGGGGCAAGGUGUGAAUGAGAUAAUCGCUCGAAUUAUGGCCAAGAGUGGAUAUAAGGUGGGUAAAGGUUUGGGCUCGCAGCUGCAAGGUAGCCGAUCACCUAUAAUGGUUCCAGAAAAAUCAAAUAAAUUUGGUUUAGGGUAUGAAGGGUCGUUUGAGGAAAAAGUUGAGAGAAAAAGAGGCAACAAGGGCAAGACGCAACAAAUUCCCCAUCUAAGAGAAACAUUCCCGGUGCCAGCAGAGGUUAUUAUGCCUGAAGAGGUCGUUCAUCUCCCACAUAUCAAUGCACUGGAUGAUGAAGACCUAGAAGGAUGCAGCACGAUUCGUCUGUCCACUAAUGAUGGAGCAUUGAAGAAUUGGCAGACAGAGCCAUUGCCUCAUGAAAGGGACCUUGAAAACUCACCGAUUGAUUCUCUUGUGGCUAUCAAUGAAGAAGAUCCGGGGUCUGAUGAGGAGCAAAUAGUAGAAGAAUUUUCAAAGUUGUUAGAAGGCUCGGAAAAGAAAUUUGAUUUGAAUGAUGAGGUGUUUGAGUUAAUCAAUAUGGGCACUGAGGAAGAGAAGAAAGAAUUGAAAAUUGUUGAUAAUCCCGAGCGGGAAGAGAUGAUUCAAUUAUUCAAAGAGUAUCUAGAUGUCUUUGCAUGGACGUACCGAGAUAUGCCUGGAGUAGAUCCAAGGAUUGCAUCACAUAAAAUUCCCUUGUACCCGGAUGCUGAACCAAAAAAGCAGAAGUUAAGGAGGAUGCGCCCAGAUAUAUCCCUGAAAAUUAAAGAAGAGGUGACAAAGUUGUUAGAGGCAGAAUUUAUAGAAGUCUCAGUAUACCCAGAUUGGGUAGCCAACGUAGUGCCUGUGCCUAAAAAGGAUGGAAAAAUCCGCGUGUGUGUAGACUACAGGGAUUUAAAUAAAGCUUGUCCGAAGGAUGAUUUCCCACUUCCUCAUAUCGAUGUGCUUGUUGAUAAUACGGCCAAGUAUCAUACAUUCUCAUUUAUGGAUGGAUAUUCGGGGUAUAAUCAAAUUCUCAUGGAUGUUGAUGAUAAAGAAAAAACUGCUUUUAUUACUCCUUGGGGGACAUUUCGUUAUAGAGUGAUGUCAUUUGGACUAAAGAAUGCAGGGGCUACUUAUCAGCGCGCUAUGGUUGCAUUAUUCCACGACAUGAUGCACAAGGAGAUUGAAGUGUAUGUGGAUGACAUAGUUGCUAAGUCAAAAGAAGGGGGGAGUCAUGUGAAAGUCCUGCAAAAGUUGUUCGAACGACUCCGAAAGUACCAGUUGAGAUUGAACCCUAGCAAAUGUGUUUUUGGCGCAUCCUCAGGAAAAUUGCUCGGUUUCAUUGUUAGUAGAGAAGGAAUACAGGUGGAUCCAGAAAAAGCAAAAGCAAUACGAGAUAUGCCCGCUCCUAAAUCAGAGCGAGAUGUGAGAAGCUUCUUGGGACGACUCAAUUAUAUUGCUAGAUUCAUUGCAAACUUAACUAGCACUUGUGAGCCUAUCUUUAAGCUAUUGAGGAAGAAUCAACCAGGGAAGUGGGAUGAAGACUGCCAGAAGGCAUUCGACAAAAUAAAGGCUUACUUGUUGAACCCCCCUAUCUUGGUACCGCCAAUGCCAGGUCGCCCUUUGAUUUUGUAUUUGACUGUGCUGCCCACCUCCAUGGGAGCAAUGCUGGGGCAACAUGAUGAGUUUGGUAAGAAAGAGAAAGCUGUGUACUACAUUAGCAAGAAGUUCAAUGAAUGUGAGGUUCGUUAUAUGGCAAUCGAGAAGACGUGUUGUGCUCUAGUGUGGAGCUCGAAAAGACUACGACAGUACAUGUUGUAUUACACCACCUGGUUGAUAUCUCGAAUAGAUCCUUUGAAGUAUAUAUUUGAAAGCCCUCAUAUUUCUUUAAAGGUCUCAAAAUGGCAGAUGAUAUUGUCAGAAUUUGACAUCCAAUACGUGACUCGGAAGUCGAUCAAGGGAAGCGCAAUUGCAGAUCACCUAGCUGAAAAUCCCAUUGAAGACGACCAGUCAAUGCAAAUUGAAAUUCCAGGCGGGGAAAUACUGGCAGUAGAAGAAGAUGAGAUUGAGAAAAGUGCAUGGAAAAUGUAUUUUGAUGGGGCAGUUAAUAUGCACGGCAGUGGUGUAGGAGCAGUGGUCAUUUCACCAACCGGCAAGCAAUACCCGGUGGCCAUCAAGCUGGACUUUGAAUGCACCAAUAACAUUGCAGAAUAUGAGGCUUGUGCAAGCGGUCUACGUCUUGCGAUCGAUUUAGGAGUGAAACUGUUGGAAGUAUUUGGGGAUUCAGCUCUUAUCAUUUACCAGGUGAAUGGCGAGUGGCAGACUAAAGAUGCGAAGUUGGUGCCCUACCAAAAGUACUUGACUCGAUUGAUUGCAGAGUUUGAAGAAAUAGAAUUCUCGCAUUUAACUAGAGACAAGAAUCGAUUUGCAGAUGCUCUAGCCACGUUGGCUGCAAUGACUAAGCUGGAUAUCCUCAGUGAUGUCCAACCUAUCCAAGUUGAGAUGAGAGAUGAACCAGCUCACUGCGCUAGUGUGGAGAACGGGCCAGAUGGUAAACCUUGGUACUUUGAUAUCAAACAGUAUAUUCAGCACAGAGAAUACCCAACUGGGGCAAACGAAGCCCAUAGGAAGACCGUUCGCCGGUUGUCGAUGGCCUUUUUCUUGAACGGAGAAAUUUUGUACAAGAGAAGUCAUGAUGGCACCCUUUUAAGAUGCGUAGAUGCUCGUGAAGCUCACUCAAUCAUGAUUGAAGUCCAUGAGGGAAUUUGUGGGACUCAUGCCAAUGGACAUAUGAUGACGCGCAAGAUUAUGAGGAGCGGAUAUUAUUGGUCCACCAUGGAGGCAGAUUGCGUAGAACAUGUUCAAAAGUGCCAAAAGUGUCAAAUGUAUGCAGACCGUAUCAAUUCACCGCCUUUUCCAUUACACAAUAUGGUGUCUCCUUGGCCGUUCUCGAUGUGGGGAAUAGAUGUUAUUGGUUUGAUCAAUCCAAAGGCCUCGAAUGGGCAUCGCUUUAUCCUGGUAGCAAUAGAUUAUUUUACCAAGUGGAUAGAAGCCUCAUCGUAUGCCAACAUUUCACAAAAGGUGUUUGUCAAGUUUCUCAAGAGAGAUAUCAUUUCCAGAUAUGGGAUUCCAGAAAGGAUAAUUACAGAUAAUGCUCCUAAUCUUAACGGUGCAGAAGUGCGAAAACUAUGUGAGCAUUUCAAGAUUAAGCAUCACAACUCAGCUCCUUAUAGACCUCAGAUGAAUGGUGCAGUUGAAGCAGCCAAUAAGAAUAUCAAAAAGAUCAUUGCCAAGAUGGUUGUGAGUUAUAAAGAUUGGCAUGAGAUGUUACCCUAUGCUUUACACGCGUAUCGAACCAAUAUACGUACGAGUACUGGGGCAACACCUUUCUCCUUGGUAUAUGGAAUGGAGGCUAUCUCUCCGAUAGAAGUUGAAAUUCCUUCAUUAAGGGUUUUGAUGGAGGCAGAAUUAGAAGAGUCCGAAUGGGUGAAAGCACGAUAUGAACAACUGAACAUGAUUGAAGAGAAAAGAUUGACAGCUCUUUGUCACGGGCAGUUGUAUCAGGGUAGAAUGGCUAAAGCCUUUAACAAGAAAGUCCGGCCGAGGGAAUUCCAAUCAGGUGAUCUGGUCUUAAAAAAAAUCUUGCCUAAUCAAGAAGAUGCUAGAGGAAAAUGGGCUCCAAAUUAUGAUGGCCCUUAUGUGGUCAAACAUGCUUUUUCUGGGGGAGCAUUAAUUCUACAAGACAUGGAAGGGCAGGAGUUACGAAGACCAAUAAAUACUGAUGCUGUCAAAAGAUUCUAUGCCUAA